UCGUGCGAGUUCGGGUUGGAUAGUGAAAAAACCAUGCCCACCCAUUACCCUCAAUAUUCGGGUUCGGGUUUUACCCGUACCCACAAAAAAUCCAUCGGAUUCAAGUUUUAUCCUACUCGAUUAGGUCGAAUUCGGGUGGAUAUCCACGGUUACGAAUAUUUUUGUCAUCGCUAGUUUAGUUCCGUUAAUCGAAUGAGUAUUACUGCAUUAGCUCUUAAAAUAAGUUGGAGUGACUAAAUUCUCAAAUUGGGCUCGUAAUCAAAUGGACUAGGGUCCGUCUAACUGGAACUUAAUUUUGGGCCUUUUCCCAGUGGUCCAAGCCAGGGAAUUAGUUAGCUAGCAGUUAGGGAUGGCAAUCAAACCCAUGGCCGCGGGUACCCGACUGCCCCCGACCCAGUCAACGCGGGGAAUCCCCGCUUUGACCGGGUAUGGGGCGGGUAUGGGUAAAACCCGCAAAAAGUUUGAUGGGUAUGGGGCGGGUAUGGUUUUAGCCUCCCCCGCCCCAUACCCAUACCCGCCCCACCAAGAGAAUUUCUUCACAUAUCAAAAAAUAUGUGGAUUAAAUUGUAAUCUAUCAAUGAUGAUGAUGAUAACUCGAGAAAAUAAAUAGUAGAAAUGCAAUUGAGUAACCACCUUAAACAAAACCUAAUUCAUUUCCCUCAAUUCUCCUUCCACUCUUUCACUUUCCCCUUUGUCAACAAGAUUAUGUUAGUUAAUUAUUACUUAGUAAAUGUAUCAAGAGUUAGAGCAUAAUAAUUUAAAAAUAUUAUAGUCCAUAUUAUGUAUUAAUGGAUGUUGUAGGAUCAUAUUCUUUGAAUCGUAUUUAGAAAAUAACCGUGUUUUGUUGACUUCAUGAUAUAUAGGUUUAUUUAUGGUUAUAAUUAAAACUUUUCUUGUAAGUUUUAGGUAUAAUAAUGUUGGAUGUACGGGGAUGGGUAUUACUCAUGGGUACCCGAAACCCACGGGUAUGGGGAUGGGUUUCCAAAACAUUCCCCCGCAUGGAUAUGGGGCGGGUAUGAGUUUGGGUGUUUGAAGAUGGGGAUGGGGAUGGUUUAGGCAAACCCGCCCCAAACCCGCUUGCCAUCCCUACUGGCAGCGGCUGGUCAGCCGGCACGAGACGACAGGUACAAGAACUUUUAACUAACCCCCAUCAAAAGGAGAAAUUCGUUCCUUUCAAUUCAACCAGCAGGGAAGGCGAGAAUGGCGACGGCGGACGAAGGGAUCAGAGAAGUCGAAGAGACGAGCACGGAGACGACACCGCUAAUCGAACCGGACAGCAACCCGAAAUCCGCAGGGGCGCCGGUGCCGGAGGUGGAGAUUCAUCUUUAUCGGAAGGGCAAGGGCCCGAUUGAAGUUUUCAAGAUGAAAUUGGGAGGGUGGGAGCAGGAUCAGCUGGAGAUCCGAGACAUCCUCGAUAAGUAUGGGUUCAAGUGCGUUUACGCUUUCAAUCACGGGUCCAUGACCCGGGGCACCCCGAUCCGAUUCAACCGGAAGAACGGCAGGUCCAUGCUUGGUUAUAAAGAUGGAGCCGUGAUUUACAUCGACGGCGAGCCUCAGGAUUCGAUGAUAAAACCGGUGACCAAGAUCCUGUUAGGGGUAGCAGUAACAACCGUAUUAAUAACCUUGGUGGUGAAAGAACCUCCUCAGUGGAUCAAGAAUUCCAGGUUCUUUGAGGGUAACUUUAAUCCAUGGCUCCUUGCUUUGGCAGUAAUUGUAUUCACACGAAUUAGGAAGAGAACCAAAGACUUUUUAGCGAAGCCCAGCAAUUGAAAAUACCCAUCUGCUAUGGAACAUGGACUUUAUCAGACUACUUGUGCAACACGAAGUCUGACAAAGAAGUUCCGGGCUUUGUGCUAUGAUCAGUUGCUGCUGAUGAAGGCUGCAUUACAAAGGGCAUUGAAGAAGAGAAGGGUGGUUCCAUCUGGUUAGAUGCUGUUACCUCGAUAGCACCUUCCGAGGUUAGGCUUUGAAGUAUGUUUAAGUUUUAAGGCUUUGUUUAUGGGCCAGUAUACUGUUUCAGCUGUGAUGUUCCUGGUAGAAGCAAUGUUUUCUCCGUUUAUGGAUGUGACUAUUACUGGAGAGAAGGAUGUGACACUUGCGGUAGUAACAGAGAGUAAUGACCUACAAAUUUAUGUUGAUUAUACCAUCUAGUGGACUAAGUGAUGGCAAUUUCAACCCGCCCCGCGGGUAUUACCCGACCUGACCCGUGAUGGGGCGGGUAUUACCCGACCCGCAGUAGCGUGGGGCGGGGCAUGGGUGUCUACUUCCGACCAGCCAUGCCCCGCCCCGCCCCGUUUUAGACUCAUUUAUCUCAAUUUCUUACAAUAUCUAUAUAUAUUUCUCCUAUUUUGAUUUUUCUUCAACUAGUUAGAGUCGAUCUUCCAACUUGUUAGGCUCAAUUAUCCAUUCUAUUAUCAAUAUUUUUCAUUCUUAAAGUGUUUUUCCCUACGUUUUAUUGUAAAAAGUAAAAUUUACUUGUAUGGGUUUUACCCGCCCCAACCCGUAGUGGCAUGGGGCGGGGCAUGAGAAUUGAGGUACCCGCCCCGCCCUAUUGCCAUCACUAAGUGGACUAUUGAUCUAUUGCUUCUGCUUUAAAGUUUAAACUACAUAACGAUGCUCCUCGUUUUUCCCAUACGUUUAAGCAUCUAGUUAGGUUCUCAUUACAGAUCUCACCUCCCUGUUUACCUUUGUUCAAAUUAGCAUAACUAAAGCAGAUUUAUGAGAGAAGUUGGGAUGAUCCAAUUCAAUCACUUUCUCAUCGGGAUCUGAUCGUGUUGGGGCAUGGAAGAUAUAUCUCUGGAUGAUGCUAAGGAUGGGUUGAAGAAUAAGUGGGUGAGGUGAAGGUAAGGGAAGAGCUAAGUGUAGAUUUGAGCUUUAUUGAUGUGAUAAAAAUGGAGGGUUACUAUUUGCCGCCCGGGUAAUUACUAUUUGUCGCCCGUAAAAAACACUAAAAAGAUAAAUUUGCCCUCCAAAUUUUUCUUUAUAUUCUAUUCGUUGAAAUGGUUUCUUAAAGAACAUACACACCACCCGAGUCCCGACCACCAACCCCCCACAAACACCAUAGCCAUAUUCACGGCCACCGGACGGCAGCCUAAGUCGCCGGCCACCGGACCAAUCUCGUCAGCAUAAUUCGCCGGGCACUGGACGGCAGCCGUACCCCAUCGUCGGACCAGCGAAGCAGGUAAACCCCACUGACCUCCUGGAUUUUUUUCCCGUCCGCUCGCCGAAGGCGAACCCCGUCCGACACCGGCGAGCGGACGGGGUCACGCCGGCGAGCGGACGGCGCCCGUCGCCGGCGAGCAGAUGCAUAUAGCCGGCAGUGUUUUUUUUUUAAUUGAGACAGGUUAUUAUUUCUAGAGCUAAUAAUUUAUAUUUAAUUUAUUUCUUUUAUUUCUAUUUUACAUAAUUAAAUUCGUAGUUCGUUAUUUUGUAGAGUUAAUUAAAUUAUUGCAUUUAGUUUAAUUUUGUAGAGUCAAUUGAAGCACAAUUAGUUUAAUUAAGCGAUUGUGUUUUGUUGUAGCGCUAUUUAGUUUAUUGUGUUUAGAUUUAAUUCGUAGAGCUAAAGAAGUUUAAUAAUUUAUAUUUAAAUAA
Messenger RNA from Linum trigynum, 3591 nucleotides. Lineage: Eukaryota; Viridiplantae; Streptophyta; Magnoliopsida; Malpighiales; Linaceae. The record is from the annotation of a GenBank genome assembly.